Acipenser ruthenus (sterlet) is the source of this 11167-nucleotide messenger RNA. Its product is annotated as receptor tyrosine-protein kinase erbB-4-like. Gene Ontology annotation, biological process: protein phosphorylation; positive regulation of kinase activity; cell surface receptor protein tyrosine kinase signaling pathway. Gene Ontology annotation, cellular component: signaling receptor complex; basal plasma membrane. Lineage: Eukaryota; Metazoa; Chordata; Actinopteri; Acipenseriformes; Acipenseridae. The transcript has 28 exons. The record is from RefSeq and is a predicted model, not a curated record. Gene Ontology annotation, molecular function: ATP binding; transmembrane receptor protein tyrosine kinase activity; epidermal growth factor receptor binding. Bases 253 to 4191 code for a protein of 1312 amino acids.
UGAACUCCGGCAGAGAGUAAUGGAAUGAGUUUACCCGUGCAAUCAGAGCAAGCGAAGGAUCGCACGUUGGGAACUAUCUAACAACUGCAGCUACUACGACUGUAUAAACUCCAGCACUCUGUAAAACCAAGGGGGACAAAAACAAAAUCAAAACACACACAAGGAGGAGCAAUAACAGGUUGACAUACGCACACUUUCCCUCAGAAAAAGGAUAUGUUCCUGGACAUAAAAUAAAAAGGAAUAAAGCCCAAAAUGAAGCUAACCACUCUGUGCUAUUUCGGCUUUCUCCUGAACACCGUGGCCAUACAGCUGAGCACCUCACAAUCAGUAUGCGCCGGGACGGAGAACAAGCUGAGCACUCUCUCAGACCUGGAGCAGCAGUAUCGCACCCUGCGCAAGUACUACGAGAACUGUGAGGUUGUCAUGGGCAACUUGGAGAUCACCAUCAUUGACCGCAACCGAGACCUCACCUUCCUCCGGUCUAUUCGGGAAGUGACAGGCUACGUGCUGGUAGCCCUGAACCAGUUUGAGUACCUGCCGCUGGAGAACCUGCGCAUCAUCCGCGGGACCAAGCUAUACGAGGAACGCUACGCGCUCGCCAUCUUCCUCAACUACCGGAAAGACAGCAACGUUGGGCUGCGUGAGCUGGGCCUUAUGAACCUGACAGAAAUCCUCAAUGGAGGAGUAUACGUGGAUCAAAACAAGUUCCUGUGCCACGCCGAUACAGUCCACUGGCAGGACAUCGUGCGCAACCCACGCUCUGAGCUCCUCGUGGUGCCAACCAAUAGCAGUGCAGGAUGUGGACGGUGCCACAAGUCCUGUACAGGUCGCUGCUGGGGUCCCAACAAUUUCCAGUGCCAGAGCUUAACAAAGACAGUGUGCGCUGAACAGUGCGAUGGACGAUGUUUCGGCCCCUACGUCAGUGACUGCUGUCAUCGGGAGUGUGCAGGGGGCUGCUCCGGACCCAAGGACACAGACUGCUUUGCUUGUACCAGCUUCAAUGACAGCGGGGCGUGUGUCACCCAGUGUCCACAGCCUUUCGUCUACAACCCCACCACCUUCCAGCUGGAGCACAACCCCAAGGCCAAGUACACCUACGGGGCAUUCUGCGUCAAGAAGUGUCCGCAUAAUUUUGUGGUGGACCACAGCUCCUGUGUGCGAGCCUGCCCCAGUAACAAAAUGGAAGUGGAAGAGAAUGGCAUUAAAAUGUGCAAACCCUGUACUGAUAUCUGUCCCAAAGCGUGUGAUGGCAUUGGGACGGGCAGUUUGCAGUCAGCUCAGACGGUGGAUUCCAGCAACAUAGACAAGUUUGUCAACUGCACCAAAAUCAACGGGAACCUGGUCUUUCUCAUCACCGGCAUAGAAGGGGAUGCUUACCACAGCAUUGAGGCUUUGGAUCCUGAUAAACUCAAUGUGUUCAGGACUGUCCGGGAGAUUACAGGGUACUUAAACAUCCAAUCUUGGCCACGGAACAUGUCUGACUUCAGUGUGUUCUCCAACCUGGCGACUAUUGGAGGCAGAGUCCUUUACAGUGGUAUCUCCUUGCUAAUCCUCAAGCAGCAGUGGAUCUCCUCCCUGCGGCUGCAGUCGCUUCAGGAAAUCAGUGCUGGGAACAUAUACCUCACCGACAACCACCUCCUCUGCUACUACCACACCGUCAACUGGACCAGCCUCUUCAGGACCAGCUUGCAGAAGACCAUCAUCCGCAACAACCGCAACCCCAACAACUGCACUGCUGAGAAGAUGACGUGUGACCCCUUGUGCUCGGACCAUGGUUGCUGGGGUCCUGGUCCAGACCAAUGCCUGUUCUGCAGAUUCUUCAGCAGGGGAAGGACCUGCAUUGAGUCCUGUAACCUCUAUGAAGGGGAUUUCCGUGAGUUUGCCAAUGGAUCAGUCUGCAUUGAAUGUGACUCCCAGUGUGAGAAGGCUGAGGAUAAUAUGUUCACCUGCCUCGGCUCGGGCCCAGACCACUGCGUGACGUGUUCUCAUUUCAAAGACGGCCCAAACUGUGUAGAGAAAUGCCCAGAUGGCCUGCAAGGCGCCAACAGCUUCAUUUUCAAAUAUGCUGAGGCCAACAAUGAGUGUCAUCCCUGCCAUUCAAACUGCACCCAGGGGUGUAGAGGCCCUACUAGUGCCGACUGCAUUUUCUAUCCCUGGACGGGUCAUUCCAUAUUACCACAACAUGCUAGAACUCCACUGAUCGCUGCAGGAGUCAUUGGCGUGCUCUUCGUUGUGGUCAUCGUGGUGCUGAGUGUGGCGGUUUAUGUCCGGCGAAAGAGCAUCAAAAAGAAAAGAGCGCUGAGGAGAUUCCUGGAGACGGAGCUUGUGGAACCCCUCACCCCCAGCGGCACAGCGCCCAAUCAGGCCCAGCUGCGCAUCCUGAAGGAAACAGAGCUGAAGCGAGUCAAAGUGCUCGGCUCAGGCGCCUUCGGGACAGUCUACAAGGGUAUCUGGGUUCCAGAGGGAGAGACAGUGAAAAUUCCUGUGGCCAUAAAGAUCCUUAACGAGGCAACAGGACCCAAGGCUAAUGUCGAGUUUAUGGAUGAGGCCCUGAUCAUGGCCAGUAUGGACCACCCCCAUCUGGUACGACUGCUGGGGGUCUGCCUCAGCCCCACGAUUCAGCUGGUCACCCAGCUGAUGCCCCACGGCUGCCUGCUGGACUACGUCCACGAACACAAGGACAACAUCGGCUCCCAGCUCCUGCUCAACUGGUGUGUCCAGAUCGCUAAGGGAAUGAUGUACCUGGAGGAGAGACGGCUGGUGCACAGAGACCUGGCCGCCCGGAACGUCCUGGUCAAGUCGCCCAACCACAUCAAGAUCACAGACUUCGGGCUGGCCCGCCUGCUGGACGGUGAUGAGAAGGAGUACAAUGCUGAUGGGGGCAAGAUGCCAAUAAAAUGGAUGGCCCUGGAAUGUAUCCACUACAGGAAAUUCACCCACCAGAGUGACGUGUGGAGCUACGGUGUUACAAUCUGGGAGCUCAUGACGUUCGGUGGGAAGCCCUACGAUGGAAUUCCUACCCGGGAAAUCCCAGAUCUUCUGGAAAAAGGGGAGCGCCUGCCACAGCCACCAAUCUGCACCAUCGACGUCUACAUGGUCAUGGUGAAAUGCUGGAUGAUCGAUGCAGACAGCAGACCCAAGUUCAAAGAGCUGGCAGCCGAAUUCUGCAGAAUGGCCCGGGAUCCCCAGCGCUACCUGGUUAUCCAGGGCGAUGACCGCAUGAAGCUCCCCAGCCCCAGUGACAGCAAGUUCUGCCUGAGCCUGCUGGACGAGGAGGAGCUGGAGGACAUGGUUGAUGCAGAGGAGUACCUGGUGCCCCAGGCCUUCAACAUCCCUCCCCCCAUCUACACCUCGCGACCCAGGAUUGACUCCAACCGGAGUCAAAAUGGACACAGCCCUCCUCCAGCCUACACCCCAAUGUCUGGGAACCAGUUUGUAUACCGGGAUGGGGGCUUCAGCACUGAGGAUUUGAUUCCGUCUCUGGGACGGGCACUGCAGCCGUGUGCCGCCCCAGAGACACCGGCGGGGCAGGGGGCAGCUCCGGAGGCAUUCGAAGACACCCGCUGUAACGGAACUCUGAGAAAGCAGGUGUCUCCACGGGCCGUGGAGGACAGCAGUGCUCAGCGCUACAGUGCAGAUCCCACUGUCUUCCUGGCAGAGCGUGGGCCCCGGGGGGAGAUGGACGAGGACGGAUACAUGACACCCAUGCAAGAAAAGCAGCCCACAGACUAUCUUAACCCAGUUGAGGAAAACCCUUUUGUCACACGCCGGAAGAAUGUAGACAUCCAUGCUCUGGAUAACCCAGCAUACCACAGCGCCCCCAACGGGCAACCCAAGGUGGAAGACGAGUACGUCAACGAGCCCCUGUACCUCAACACCUUCCAUAACACAGCAGAGAAUACCGGAUACCUGAAGAACAAUGGGGCUCCACACCUCACCAACACUGUCAGCGACAAGAAACCCAAGAAGACCUUCGACAAUCCAGAGUACUGGCACCACAGUCUUCCCCCAAAGGCAACGCUCCACAACCCUGAAUACCUACAAGAGUGUAACACCAAGUUUUUCUACAAACAGAAUGGACGCAUCCGGCCUGUGGAAGCGGAGAACCCAGAGUACCUGUCUGAGUUCUCCCUGAAACCAGGGACUGUGCCUCCCCCACCUCCUUACAGGCAGAGGAACACAGUGGUGUAAUGUCUACAGUAUUAUAAUCAGGUGUAAACAGGGAGAUUGAUCUGUCUGCAGAACUGUUUCCCUGUGCGACACCCCGAAAAGACCAGACUUUUGAUUCCUCAGAACAGUAACACAAUAAAUCUGUUAGGACCUUCACUGGAAAAAGCAUCAACACUUUUGCCACGUACAAACCCCAAGGAGCAUUGAUGAACCUUUCAACCUCUAGCAGUUGUUUUCCCUAUCCCAUGGUGUUCUGUGGUGAAAAAGCCUUCUGCAGUUUUAAAGAAUGUAUCUUUAGUGACGUCCCCACUCUCUGAAAUCAGUAGGAGCGACGAUGAACAAAAAAUUGUUGGGAAGGAUGGGUGUUCUGUUUCUCUUUGAUCAUUCAUUUCUUUCCCCAUCUUCAUUUGUUGGGAUGUAGUUCAAAGCAAUAUGGAGGCAACAUAUCAGCCACGUGACAUGAAGGAUGUUCUUUGAAGAAAACCAAGUACUUUGGAUUUGGUUUUACAUACUUCCAAUUCUGAGGGACACUAAUGAAGGAACACCAACAAGAGCAACUGUUUCUGAUGGAAACAGACAUCUUGGGAUGGUGAACUGACACAUAUCGAUUAUGGAUAUUCUUGUUGUUGUUUGCUGUUUGUUUGUUUGUUUGUUUUUACAAGAGGGUAUUUUCACAGAGCUUCUGUUUACCUGGGAUCUACAGUCCAUGAAACUGGAAUACAUUAAAGUUGAAAUGAAUACAUACUGGUUGGUCUGGUACGGUUCAAUAGGGUGAAUUUGCACAAUUUAUAAAAAAUCUGUUUGAAAGGCCACAGUUUUUGGGAAAGUGUUUCCCAAAUGUGUAUCAUAAGGAUGAAAUGAUAUGUGGCUUCCAAGGCAACAAGACAGAUGUUGUUACUUCUUAAUUGGUUUCAGUUUGAAUGUGGAAAGGGGGGGGUCCACACAAUGUAACCACCAUUCCAUAGGUGGUUGAAUCCUGCAGGUGUAGCCAGAUGGACUGGGACUCGGAAAUCCUUGCCUAUGAACAAUAAACAUAAGCUGCAAAUAAGAGUAUCAGAAUACAUCAUCUGUUUUUUUUUUUUGUUUUUUUUUGUUUGUUUUUCAUAGAAAAGUUAUUGGUGAGGCAUGCCCUUAACCUUUACUAACAGACAUAGAAAUAAGUCUUAAAACUUGAAAAUAAUACUAAGCGGUUCUUUAUUUUAUACUUAAAGAAUUAACUGUGGCAGAAUCCACUUUAAUGGAAAAAAACUGUGCCAAAAUGUUUUUAGUAAAUUUAGUUGGAUAUUUAGUUUUAAAAAGUGAGUUCCAUAAUUGAAAAGGUUAAGCCGAUCUUUUAUAUAAAAGACCUGUAGACAACAAUAAUUUCUACUGAUCGCUACCGCUGUGUGUUACUGUUAACACUGCCAGAAGCAUCCUUUGCUGCUAAAAAUAACGCCAGCAUCCGAAAUCAUUCUGCAUUGACUUGUGUUUUUUGUUUUUUAAAUGUAAGAGCACUUAAUGCUCUGUUUUAGCACUUUUAUUAGCUUUCAGAAAGCUAAUAAAAGAUGGCUUGUUUUUUUAAUGGGUCUCUCUCUCAAUCUAAUGGCUUGUGGGGGAAAAGAAACCAGCUGUUUAGAAAUAUUGUGCAUUUGCACAAAUCAACAUUAUUAUUUUGUCACUGCACAAUACAAUGUUCUAUCUGAUUCAGAACAAAGUUAGACAAUUGAACAAGUUUGUUUCCUGUCUAUUUCUUCAAAUUCUCUAUAUUGUCCUCCACAUGCUAUUAGGUUCAGAGCACAGGGGGGUAACACAAUCCCCAAAAAGAAAGCCAAACACAAUUGUUCAGCUGCAGAACGUGCCAAGAAUGGGAUUACUGCAAAUUGUGUUUUUCUUUUAAACUAAAUUCAGGACAUGGAUAAUGGAGAAAAAGUACUUUAAAACUGUGCAAGUGGUUUUUACUAGUGGCAGUAUGUGUUGCAUGCUGCUAAAUAUAACAAAAUGAUUUUGCUUGCCGUGUGUAUCCCAGUAGAAUGAAGUGCAACCAUAGACAUAUCAGCACGUCUCCUCCUGUGGUGUGCACUUCGAGUUCCACCACCCAUGGUUUAUUUCAGAAGGCACACACAUGUGGGUGAAGUGGAAAGAAAACACUGGACUUGUGUAUUUUGAGGUAUAUAUUUAAGGUUCAACAGAUCAAUCUAGAUUCUGGCUGUACCAGACCUUCAGGUAGUAACUGAGCUAUUUUGUUGUUUGUUUUCAUAUUUUUUGAACUUAAACAUGCUUUCAUAGAAUGGAAAUGCAAUGGUAAUGUCUGCAUAAUAGAUUGGAAAGCAGUGUCUGACAAUUGCUGAGAUGUAUCUGAUUGGAACAGAACUUGGUUCUCCAUAUAAAAGCAAAGACAUUACCAUUUCUCUCUCUCUAUAUAUAUAUAUAUACACAGUGCCUAUAGAAAGUCUACACCCCCUUGAACUUUCUUUACAUUUUGUGUCAGUGCCUCAGAGUUUCAUGUAUUUAAAUGAGGAUUUUUUUUCCACUUAUCUACACACCAUACUCCACACUGUUAAGGGGAAAAAUGUUUUUAUUGAGAAAAAAAAAAUACAUUAAAAAUACAAAACUGAAAGAUCAUAAUUGGAUAAGUCUCCACCCCCCUGAGUUAAUACUUGGUGGAAGCACCUUUGGCAGCAAUUACAGCUGUGAGUCUGUUGGGAUAGGUCUCUACCAACUUUGCACACCUAGAUUUGGCAGUAUUUGACCAUUCCUUACAAAACUGUUCAAGCUCUGUCAAGUUCCUUGGGGAGUGUUGAUGGACAGCAAUCUUCAAGUCAUGCCACAUAUUUCUGAUUGGAUUUAGGUCGGGGCUCUGACUGGGCCACUCCAGGACAUUUACCUUUUUGUUCCUUAGCCACUCCAGUGUAGCUUUGGCUGUGUGCUUUGGGUCGUUAUCAUGCUGAAAGGUGAACUUCUGUCCCAGUCUCAGCUUUCUUGCAGAGGGCAGCAGCUUUUGCUCAAGGACUUCUCUGUACUUUGCUCCAUUCAUUUUCCUUUCUAUCCUGACAAGUGCCCCAGUCCCUGCCGAUGAGAAACAUCCCCAUAACAUGAUGCUGCCACCAACAUGCUUCACAGUAGGGAUGGUGUUCUUUGGGUGAUGUGCUGUGAUGGGUUUGCGCCAAACAUAACGCUUUGCAUUUAGGCCAAAAAGUUCAAUUUUAGUUUCGUCAGACCACAAAACUUUUUGCCACAUGGCUACAGAAUCUCCUGAGUGUUUUUUUGCACACUUCAAACGGGAUUCAAGGUGGGCUUUCUUGAGUAAUGGCUUCCUUCUUGCCACCCUACCAUACAGGCCAGAGUUGUGGAGUGCUUGGGAUAUUCUUGUCACAUGCACACUUUAACCAGUCUUGGCCAUAAAAGCCUGUAGCUCUUGCAAAGUUGCCAUUGGCCUCUUGGUAGCCUCUCUGAUCAGUCUCCUUCUUGCUCGGUCAUCCAGUUUGGAGGGACGGCCAGAUCUAGGCAGGGUCUUGGUGGUGCCAUACACCUUCCACUUCUUAAUAAUCGUCUUGACCGUGCUCCAAGGGAUAUUCAAGGCCUUUGAUAUUUGUUAUACCCAUCCCCUGAUCUGUGCCUUUCAACAACUUUGUCCCGGAGUUCUUUUGAAAGCGCCUUGGUGCUCAUGGUUGAGUCUUUGCUUUGAAAUGCACUACCCAGCAGAGGGAACCUCCAGGAACUGCUGAAUUUAUCCUGAAAUCAUGUGAAUCACUACAAUUUAACACAGGUGGAGGCCACUUAACUUGGUGUGUGAUUUUGAAGGCGAUUGGUUACACCUGAGCUAAUUUAGGAUUGCUAUUACAAGGGGGGUGGACACUUAUCCAACCAAGCUAUUUCAGUUUUUAUUUUUAAUUAACUUUCUACAAAUUUCUAGAAUAUUUUUUUCACUUGGAAGUUGUGGGGUAGGAUGUGUAGAUAAAUGAAAAAAAAAACUAUUUUAAUGUAUUUUAAUUCCAGACUAUAAGGCAACAAUAGGUGAACAUUUUGAAAGGGGGUGUAGAUUUUCUAUAGGCACUGUAUAUAUAUAUAUAUAUAUACACACACACACACAUCUACAUGAAAGUUCAAAUCGUACAAAGGCGAUUGGGAUGCCCAAGACACAGUCACAGUGUACAGAUGGUAGCCGAAGACAUGGAAAUUGUUCUAUGUCUUCUCUUGAAGGAAUAUGUAGCAUACACUGUUACUGGCAUUAUAUGGGUCGAUUUUUAAUUUACAAAAUGAGCAGCUGUUGAGGAACAACUAAACCAAAACCCAAAUGUGUUUUGUAACACAGAACUGAAACUUAUUUUAUAGUGCGAAUAGCAGGAUAAAACAAAAGACAAGUGGGUUAUUACUAAGAACCAUAAGGCUCCCCCAUGAUGUCAUGCAUGUAACAGGAAGCCUCUGUGGCUAAAGCUAGAGGAGAAGGAACAUGUUAGGGGCCCCUUUUAGUUGUGAGCUAAAAUCCUAAUUGAGGAAAUCUACGAAUGACACAAAUGAGUAUUUUUUUUUUAACUGUUUGGACUUUCUAGUAAAAUUAUUUACUUUUUUGUGGGGUUUCUGAUUCAGCAAUCAGACUUUCAUAGUUUGGCCUUGAUUUUAAAAAAAAAUCAUGUCCAAGUUCAUCAGGACCCAAAAUUGCCAGUCAAAGAACUGGUUCAGAAAUGUGACCUUGACGGUGAAAUAGUUUACAAGGCCAAGCAAAUUAAACGUGGUAAAAAAAAAAAAGAAAGUGUUUGUUCCGUAAGAACAUUUCCUUAUUGUUUUACUGGUAAUCCUCUUGUUUUCCAGAUUCUGGGAAAUGAAAAAACAUGGUAUUUUAAAAGAUCGAAAGCGGCCACUGAAUGUUUGUUUCAUGGUCCUAGCUUAAGUUCUGGCUAAGGUUUAGUCAAUUCUGACUUACAUGUCUCAAAGUAUAUAGCUGUGGACAAAAGUAGCAUCACCCUGUAGAAUUAACUAAUUUUGCUUCAUAAAAUCUAAUGAAAGCUGCUGAAUAAUGUUACGUUAACAUAUUGAAUUACAUACCUCUUUCUAGUUUCCCAUAUACUUACAAAAAAUGAAAAAUGUAACAUUUUGAAAUCUAACAUGAAAUACUGUACUAAUAUAAUGGCUUCCGGUAGACUGUUACGAUAUCAUUUUGUAGUUUCCUUGAUUACAUGAUGUUAAAUAAAAUAUCUAAAUGAUGUCAUAUAGUUUUGUCUCAAUCCUAAAAUUCUACGUGAUACAAAACUUUUGUCCAUAGCUGUAGAGGGAGCUGUCUACACAAUUAAGAAUGAAGGGAUGAAAAUAUGACAUGUUGGAAUAGUUGUUCCUUAAGAUUUACUACUGUAUGUUAAUUGAAAAAUGUGAAUAGUAUUUUUAUAGACUGCUGAAGAAUUGGCCAGGUGCAUUUGUAAAUAAGGGGAAAUUGUUGUUUUCAGAAUUGUUUUUUUCCCCCUCCAUGGGAUCAGUUUCUGUUGAACAUAAUUGUCUUUAGGGUUAAUAUUAUUAUUAUUAUUAUUAUUAUUAUUAUUAUUAUUAUUAUUAUUAUUAUUAUUAUUAUUGUUUUCUUUGUGUAUAUAUGUGUAAUUUGGAUUGUGAAUUUUUAUUUCGGGAGCUCAUAAAUUGAGGCAUUUAAUUGUGAUUCGUAUUUAGCACAAAUCGUGAAUGUGUUUUAACUUCUGCACUUGCUCAUGUUGUAGGAGCUGCUUUUACUGUUCGAUGUACUGUUACUUCUUAUUCGCUUCCUUUCUUUUCUUUUGUCAGUCCCGCUGUUACAGGAUACAAUGGUGCCCUGCUGCAAUCCUGAUAAUUGUAAUUAUCUCUCUCUCUCAGUAGCCCUGUAUUCUAGGACAGGGUCUUUGGGUUUUCUUGAGUUCUUCUUCCUUUAAGACCCUGUGUUCUGUUUGUCUCUCUUUCUCUUUCUCUCUCUCUGUCUGUGUGGUGCUGUUGGGCAUUGUUACUGUGAACCCUCCCGAGUUCUGCCUUUUGAUCCUUGGGUUGAGUGCUAACUGUAAUACUGACCGCAGUAAAAAGCUCCAGCCAGUGUUGCCAACACAGUUUAUGAAAAUAAAUGCAUUAACUUGUAAUAAAAACCAGAGUGAGUGGGUUCAGGGUUUUGUCUUUUUAGUUGGAUCUCUAUUUACAUGUUUUCAUUUAAUACCCUUGUGAUCACAUGAAUUAGGGUCCACCAAAUUGGUAGCCUAAGCAAAAACAGGUAACAGUGUAGUUUACAGAUAUGUUAUAAGUGUGUUAUAGAUGUGUUAUUAACGGCUUCCACGGUUGUUAAAAACAACAACAGGCAAUAGCAAAACAGGUUUAUAAAAUUUAAAUCGGGCACUACAGUAAAUAAUAUAAUCUCAUUCAAUCAUGACAUGAAUCUUUCCACUGGUAAUGUUUCAUUACUGCAAUGCUCCUGCAUAAAACAUAACAAUAAUGUUGCAUGCAGAAGCUGGCAGCACACCUGUGCAGUGUUUAGGCAGGUCCUUCGCAGUUGGUUGCAAGUGGCUGUCAGGUUUAAAUGAAUGCAAGAGGAGGACUAGGGUGGCAGACCAUGUUAAUGGACAGGCCAGUUUGAUCUCAAGGAAUGUGGUGCACAUGAAUCCAAUUUCAGGAAUCAAUGCAAGGGUGACAGAACCGGCUUAGGUGGGUCAAAUAAGAAUAAGGAGACUCGAAGCAGUGGGUUAGCCCGGUGUUAAUGUAUCAUAAGAGAUUAUGGGCUGUAAGCAGGGCUGGAGAUAUUCAGGAAACAUGGACCUCAUGUCAUGGGGCUCAAGUAAGGAGAUAAUAAAGUAAGAAUUGAGCUAGUGGAUUUUAGGGGAUGGGUAGAAAAGAGGUAAAGUAAGGAUAUUUCAUUAAAGUAGGAAGGUAAUUUUGAGGAAUACCUUUUCAAUCUACCAUAGCUUUUAAAUUGGAAGGAGAGCAUCUUAUCAUUACAAAUUCAGCGACCAGUGCCUCCCAGAUUGGUAUAAAGACAGAUUUCUAAAGCAACUGAAAUAAAGGGAAAUCAACCCCCACCCCC